UUGCAUUUGUCAGAGUGGUGUUAGGGAGCAAUUUAAGUUCUAAUUACCUGUCCAAAACUCCUAUUGCUAUGUUUGCUCAUUUUGUUUUUCUUAGUAAAAGGGCAAAUUCAUCAUGCAGCUGAGUUGUCUGGUGCUCUUCACAUUUCAAAUAUAUUCAAAUGAAUUGUUUAGCGCACAUUCCAUCUGCACAUGAAGAAAUUCCAACCAAUUUUCUGCAUUGCACAUUUGUAGUAUAUCUCCUGGCACACAACUGCUUGCUACCCAAAUUGCCACACAUGCCAGUCUAGGUGUUGCCAGCUGCCCACAAUUCCCAGUUUAUGUUACCAAUCCUUCAGGUGGGGCAAACAAGGGCCAAUCACCAUUAAAAAGAGAGUGAAUAUUAUUGAAUGACUUGCAGUCAUCAGCUCAUUUAGUCAGGGGGCUGUGGCUUAAUUCCUCCAACACCUGUAAUAUGUUGUGCAUUGUUGGCUAAUUGGAGGUUGAAUUACAACAAUUUGAUGAAAUUUUUGAAACAAUUGGCAGUUCUUACUUUGAUCCUAGCAGUGCCAAUAACUGCAAGCCUUCUUUUGACCAAAAUACGGAGGCUUUAUUUUUGGUGAUGUUUAAAAAAGAAUUUUGUUUUUGAAUAAUAUUAAAUUUUCAAUUCCAUGUGCCAAGCCUCCUUUGCAUGUUGUAUCAUUUGAUGUAAGGUUACUCUUACACUUUAUAUGGAAAAUUAAUAUGGACGGUGGUCAGGAGUAUUAUCUUCCAUUGCUACUUUUUUAUGAGUAAGAAUUGGUAUGGUCCUUUUUCAUCAUUUUUAUAUAGAGAAAUAGUCAUUAUACUCAGAGUCAAACAAAGCUGUACCUAGAAGCCAAUGUGACCACCUUGCAGUUUGUGAGGCCAUGAUGUGAUUCUAUUUUUUCUAUAUCCAAUCCUUCAGGUGGGGCAAACAAUUCAAAAACUGAUGGUAGUUAUUGGCUAUUCUUUAAUGUUUUUGGUGGAGAAACUUUUUUAGAAUCAAGAAAAUACUUUUAGAAUGAAACUGAAUUUUGUUAAUUAACCAUGGUCCUUGUUUGAGCUACAGAGGAAUUUACAAAUCUAGAUUAAAUAAACUGCCGUUGUAUUUAUAAUAGUUUUUGCCCCUCUUGUGUCAUGGCAUGGCAAACUCUGAGAUGGUUAAUUAAAGCCAUUUCUUCCUAGAAAUGUGCAAGUGUAAAUGUUGAGGUAGGGGAUAAUCACCUCCCCCUGUCAUAACCACUGUGAAAACAUCAUCAAUAAAGGCCAAAUUGCUUCUUCUGAAUGCAAAUUCUGUGUAGCUUCACACAUCAUCUAACUGUUUUCACUGAAGAGGUGAAGCCUUCGUUCUUUACAAAAAUGUAGAGCAGAAAGAAAUAUCUCCAGCGCGUGAUGGGCAAUGAACCCCCAGCUAUUCCAAUGUGUACUUUUCUGAUUACCGCUUACUUUCCAUUUGUGCAAUCAGCCUCGUUUUCAAUAAGAGGUUCAAUAGUUUGAAUGCAUGCAGAGUUAAAGUUGUAGUGAUUCUCAGAAAUUGAACAAAGUGUUUUGCUGGAGAAAGAAUUCCAUGAAAUGAGUUCUACAAAUUCUUUAAAGGACGAUCCCCUUGAAAUUCUGAAAAGGAAUCUGGCAGAAGCAAAGAGAUUGAACGACACAAAACUUGCAAACAAAAUACGACAAGACAUCUGGGUGUUAAGAGAUACAUCAUCUGGCCACAGCCCUGCUAUUUCAUCCGAUGAGGUUACAGAAUCUCUUGGUAGAAUAGCUGUUGCUUGCAAGAAAGGAGAACCCCCUAAAAAAGAAGCAGAAAGAACUAGCUUUGUUAACCCAUUUGAAAAAAGUCUUCAUAAACUGGAAAAGAAAUUAAAACAGAUAGAUGCUCUGAAAGAAAGACAGAAAAAUGGAGAGAAGCUAGAAAAAACCCAGAUAACAAAGAUUGAGUCAGAGGAAAAUGUAAAACAGGAGAUUGAAGAAGUGAAAAAGACUUUGGCAUCAAUGGCUGUCAGCAGGUAGAUUGAGAGGCCAUCAGGAAACACAGUGCUGGUACAGCCAUCCUGUGGCCAGUUCACAAAGUUUUUUCAGGAAAGGAAUUGGCAAUAAAUAUAAAAGAAUAGAGAAGCUAUUUGGAAAAUGACUUUAGCUUGAUACUGUAUUUAUAAGAAGAAGAUCACAUUCAAGUGAAAGGGCAGUUUGCUGGACAUGUUUGUUGGACAGUUGUUUCAUAUUGCAAAUUUAACAAAAUUGAGUUGUAGAGAAAAAUUAUUUUGUUCACCAACUAAUUAUGGAAAUUCAUUCUGUUGGCUUUGUCAGA
Molecule: messenger RNA, 2308 nt
Organism: Rhopilema esculentum
Lineage: Eukaryota; Metazoa; Cnidaria; Scyphozoa; Rhizostomeae; Rhizostomatidae
Source: RefSeq, a predicted model, not a curated record